AUGAAGCGAGCGAUAGAGACAGCCAUACGACUAGAUCAGCAUGCAGCUCGCUCAGGCUUGCAUUCGUCCAGAUCUGCGUCGAUUCUCGUAGCGCCGCGUCCCAGUCGACAAGACUUACACCAGCUGCAUGGACACCACAGUCGGUUAAACCCCUGGGAACUCAGACGAGCGUCCUACCGGUGGCUCCGGACAACCGCCAGACUCGCACAACCCAACCAGGUCGAAGUCCUGCCCCAGGGCUCAUCUGCGCACAGCCGCAAUGACGAGUCGAGCACAAAGGAGAGCAAUGCCGCUCAGGAGAAAUCGACAAAGUUGUCAGACAGAAUCAGAGUCCUCAUGAGGAAAUACGGCUGGGUCUCCCUAGCAGUCUACCUGGGCAUCUCCGUCGUCGACUUUGGCCUCACGUUCGCGGUCGUAUACGCUGUGGGUGCAGAUCAUGUGAGGGACGCGGAGGAUUGGGUGAUGCACAAGCUCGACUGGAGGAGGAAGGAGAAAGAGCGGGUAGAGACUGCUCGUCAGGCAGUCGAUCUGGCUGCAGACAAGGCCAAACAGGUCGGUCACGAAGCUCAGCAAGCCGUCGUCGCCCUCAGCCAUGGCGAAUCCCCUAGCAGCUCUCUAGCCAAAGGAUCCAGUCAUACCAGUCAGAUCGCCACGACCGCCGUGCUCGCCUACGCGAUCCACAAGACCCUCCUCUUGCCCUUCCGAAUUGGUCUCACCGCAUGGAUCACUCCGCCGCUCUUUAGAUCACUUCGUCGUUGGGGCUGGAAUAUAGGACCUGCUGCUGCUUCGAGCGCCGUGGUCACAGUCAAGCCGGCACGCGAAUCGUGA
This is a messenger RNA of Mixia osmundae IAM 14324, 828 nucleotides long. RefSeq lists its product as uncharacterized. NCBI's taxonomy places the organism in Eukaryota, Fungi, Basidiomycota, Mixiomycetes, Mixiales, Mixiaceae. The transcript is spliced from 2 exons. Gene Ontology annotation, cellular component: mitochondrion. The record is from RefSeq and is a predicted model, not a curated record. The coding region runs from base 1 to 828 and encodes 275 amino acids.